AUGCCAUGUGGAGGCGUUUUCCCCGGCAAUGAUUUGUAUUUUCCAGUGCCCACUGUUGAAUUUUUAUCAUGUCUAGAUGAGCUUGGCCUUCCGCGGGAUUGCUGCGGUAAAAGUCAGCUAGAAAAUCCACAAACUGUUGCCAUGGCUUGCCUUAGACUCAUAGAGGCUAUCACGUGCCCAGUUGAGCUUUCUUUAACCGAUUCAAAAGCAUCCUUAUUGCGUGAAAGCUUUAACUAUGGUUUGCACUUUGGAGUAAGACUGUGGAAAGCAAUAUUCGCAUGGUUUGAUGCGAAUACAGUGGCUGUAGGCGAAGAAAGUCUCACAAGCCUUCUGGUCGAGUUUGUCUCGUUUUCCAGAAAAUUAUGCUCCUAUUCGACUCGGCUUAGUUCACGCAUUGAUCAGAAGGUGUUGUUGCCUUUAUUUCAAUGUGUCGUCGACCUUGUGGACCCUGAGAAAUUAAAGCGAAGCAAUGAAUUACAACAGGUUCUAGCUGAAUUUCUGAUGGAAGUAAUUCGCCUAAGCCAAUCGUCAGCAGGAGUGGAAGGCUUGGUCGAGGAGCUGUUUUUCUACCCCUUAUCCGACAUUGGUGCUAAUUUAGACUUCUUUCAAACACUACAUCAAUCACUCCAGGUAAACCAGCCAUACCCAAUACCGGCAGCGACGAAGCGGACUAACAAGGUAUAG
This is a messenger RNA of Trichophyton rubrum CBS 118892, 684 nucleotides long. RefSeq lists its product as uncharacterized. The record is from RefSeq and is a predicted model, not a curated record. The transcript has a single exon. Lineage: Eukaryota; Fungi; Ascomycota; Eurotiomycetes; Onygenales; Arthrodermataceae. Bases 1 to 684 code for a protein of 227 amino acids.